Lytechinus variegatus (green sea urchin) is the source of this 923-nucleotide messenger RNA. RefSeq names its product stabilin-2-like. The record is from RefSeq and is a predicted model, not a curated record. The coding region runs from base 309 to 839 and encodes 176 amino acids. Lineage: Eukaryota; Metazoa; Echinodermata; Echinoidea; Temnopleuroida; Toxopneustidae. The transcript has 8 exons.
AGGCUUCUUUGUUACUCUUAUCAGGCAAAUGGCAAUCGUUUGUGAGAUAUUUCAUCCAUGAACAUUUGGCUCCAGAAAAACUGUCCAUCAAUGACUUGAUAAAGGCUGGUGUUUUCCGUAAUUAUCGCCAGGAGAGCUUUGAAAUAAGAGUAUCUGAGAAUGGUUGUAUUAGUGUUCCAGGCAUUGGCAACAUUACAUCUCGUGAUAUAGCAGCAACUAAUGGUGUCAUUCACAUUCUUCAUUCAAUAUUUUACUCUAGUUCAUUCUUCCAAUCCCCAGAGAUAUGUUUCAAGAACCAAACAGAAGAAAUGAUACAGGAGUGUUGUGAUGGUUUCUAUAGUCCUGCAUGCUUAAGAUGUAGUGGAUGUAAUUGGGGUGGCCAAUGUGAUGAUGGCAUCCAGGGUUCUGGAAGUUGUAUUUGUGAAUCUGCUUAUGAUGGUGUAGACUGCGAUCUCUGCAAAGACAGCACAAUGUUUGGAUGGCAUUGUAAUCAAUCAUGUUCAUGCAUUCAUGGGGAGUGCAGCAAUGGUCCUUGGGGUACAGGUCAUUGCAAAUUUGACACCUGUUUAUCAGGAUUCACAGGAGAGGACUGUCAUCUCCAAACUACCCCUUGUGGACCUGAAGAAAUCCAGUGUCAUGCUCAUUCCAUGUGUGUCAUUGAGAAAGGUUCAUCAAGGUGUGUGUGCAAUAGAAACUAUACAGGUAAUGGAACAGACUGUGUGCCUAUCAAUCCUUGCACGCAAUCCUCUGAUAGCCCAUGUGACUCUGAUGUGGUGAGUUGGUAUAUCCCUCAUCCCCUUUCUCUUCGUCAUACCAAUCAAGCAAAAUACCUUUAUUGAGAUUUAUUUCAAUGUUCUAGCCAUAUUCACAAAUGUUUUCUGAGUUAAAUCAUGAUUGAGUAGUAUAUGUAACUCAGGGUAGAC